UUGUGCAAUAGUUUUAAUAAAUGUUCGAGGAAAUGGAUGAAAUGCAACGUUUUUGCCGCGUAUGUGGCAAAAAAACCAUCUCCGAUAAAAGAAUGAACCUUUUUUCAAAUGAUAAUAAAGGUAUUUUACGUUGCUUACGACAAAUCACAAAUUGCUGGAUCUCAAAUGUGCCCGAUUUUCCUUGCAACAUGUGUGUGGAAUGUCAUUCAUUCUUAAAAAAAAUUAACUCUUUCCGAAAUCGCUGCAUGAAAAUAGAAAACUUUCUCUCAAGGAACAAAGUAAAGCUGACCGUUCAUUUACAGCAUGCGGUUGAGGUGGAACCUCAGAUACAAUCACAACCGUUGCCAGCUGAUGCGGAUCCUUUACAAAUUGAAAAUACACAACUGAAUCUCAAACCAGCUUCAUCUUUGGACGGAAACUGCGUUAAAGCAGAACCAUCCGAUAAAACGCUGGAGAAAAACGACGGCAUUGAACAGAGGGAACAAAAAUAUAAAUUAACCGAUUGGGAUUUUAACAAUCAAGUCGAUGCCGAUUCAUAUUUACAGAGGCAUGAUGAUGCAGAUAUGUCAGCAAUGGCUGCGGAUCUGCCUACGUCAUCAGAAGAAACUACAUCUGAUACGCAACCAAUAACAACACCGGAAAAUGUGAGUGAAAAUCAGUCCAAGCAACGGUCCAAAAGAUAUACAAUACGUCUGGGAAAGCGGCUCGUACAGGUUAAGAUGACAAAUGAAAAAAAACGUAUUGUAUGUCGUCAGUGGCCGGUGUCCCAGCCAUGCAUUUGUGAGCAUUGUGGCCGUCAAUUUAAGGACGUGAGCAAUUUAAAUAUUCAUCUGUUGCGGCACACCGGUACAAAGAAUUUCGAGUGCGAGCAAUGCCAUCAGAAAUGCUAUACGUUGCAUUUGCUUCGGCGCCACCAACUGAAACACACAGAAGGUCCUUACCCGUGCACCUUCUGUGGCGUUGAAUAUAGCACGAACAGCUCCAGGGUGCGCCACGAAAGAGAGGCUUGCAAGAAAGGUCGAGGCCCCCAAUCUAGAUACGAUGUUAUAAAGAGAGGCGAACGUACUUUUCAUUGUGAUGUCUGCGAUCUCUGGUUCCUGCGAGCUGGAAACUUAACCCAACACAAGAAUUCCGUUAACCAUAGAGAAAAUGAAAGACGGCAACAGCGUAAAGUCAGAUCAAAAAUAAAGAAAUAAAUACCCGAAA
Molecule: messenger RNA, 1206 nt
Organism: Scaptodrosophila lebanonensis
Lineage: Eukaryota; Metazoa; Arthropoda; Insecta; Diptera; Drosophilidae
Product: zinc finger protein 675
Exons: 4
Coding region: 21-1196 (391 amino acids)
Cellular component (GO): nucleus
Molecular function (GO): zinc ion binding
Source: RefSeq, a predicted model, not a curated record